This is a messenger RNA of Xyrauchen texanus (razorback sucker), 3054 nucleotides long. Its product is annotated as epithelial membrane protein 3-like. NCBI's taxonomy places the organism in Eukaryota, Metazoa, Chordata, Actinopteri, Cypriniformes, Catostomidae. The transcript has 5 exons. Bases 146 to 643 code for a protein of 165 amino acids. The record is from RefSeq and is a predicted model, not a curated record. Gene Ontology annotation, cellular component: plasma membrane.
UUUCCCAAAUGGACUGUGGAGAGAGUGAGUGUGUGUAGAGGCGAGGGGGAGGAAACCAGCUGAAAAGAAGGAGAAAUAACAGAAGCUUUCAUACAGGGGUUGGUUUAAGAAGAUUUGUUGUACUACUUAGCAAGGAUCCACCGAAAUGGCUUUCUUGUUGAUGUCAGUUACUGUUCUACAUUUGGUCACUCUUGCGAUGCUUUUCAUUGCCACGAUGGAAAAGUCCUGGUGGUCUUGGGCAGACAUUGAAAACACAGAUCUCUGGUAUAAAUGUAUGUAUGACAACAACACAGAAACCUGGCUGUGUUCAUCUGCCAAUGAGAGCGAAUGGCUUCAGUCAGUACAAGCGCUAAUGGUAUUGUCUGUGGUCCUCUCCUCCAUCUCCUUCAUGGUGUUCCUCGGUCAGCUCUUCAUCAUGUCCAAAGGAGGCCUUUUCUACUUAACUGGAUUGUGUCAAUUUUUUGCAGGUUUUGCAGCAUUUUCAGCUGUGCUUAUCUACACUUUUCAAAGGAAAGAUAUUCUUCAAGAUUCUCGUGAACUGGAAAAGGGUCAUUUCGGCUACUGUUACAUCCUAGCCUGGGUGUGCGUGCCUCUCUUGCUUGUUAGUGGCUCACUUUAUGUCCAUCUGCGCAAAAGGGCCUGAUUGUCUCAUUAAAGCUGAAUGCAGCAUGGGAUCUUAUACUGUCGAUUUUAUAUGCUUAAACUCUAGCUAUUAUAAUAUGGCUUGCUGUUCUGUAUAAUUUAUUAUCCCGGACCACAUUCCUGACACAUGCUUUAAUGCUUUUUUGGCAAACAAAUGAGAUGGUCCUCGCUGCAGACUGUAGCGCGGUGACGAAGUGGAUCCAAUCCUCUGCGUAGUUUGCAAAAGUGAAAUUAAAGUGAAUCUGGAGCGCUUUAAAAAUUACGCGCUCAGCACAGGGAACCGAAUGGAGCACAUCUGUUACUCUGAGCAUGGGAUGGAUUUGUGGAGCACAGGACUGCUCUGAAUACACUGUAAUAAUGAUUAUACACCAUACAGACAGGACAGAGCAGUCUGCAUACACUUUGAAGCAAACAGUUUGAUUUAUCUAUUAAUUUAAUUAAAUCGUCGUAGCCCUUUGCGGUUAAAUAAUGGUACAAUGUCAUACCGCGAUUUUAAUUUAAUAAAUUGUGCAGCCAUAAUAUAAAAUGUGUGUUUAGGUGUGUGUGUGUGUGUUAUAUGAAUAUAUACUGUAUUAAUGUUAAGUACAUAACCGUAAUAAUAAAACUAUGCGCAUGCGUAUAAAAAUUUUAAUACGCAUGUGCAUUGAAACAUCCACUAUGUCCCUAUAAUCCAAUAUGCGUGUGAUUAGAUCAUAGACUGUAAAAAAAGAUGGACGACGCCCCUUCGCUCUUUUCCAUUGGUGAGAACUGAAGCCGCCAGUGUCCCGAUGUGGCGCUGACAUCUUUGGACUUGAGUCUGCGCAGUUGCGAUUUCGGCACCAGACCUGCGCAGUAGUGAGCAGGAAGUAAAGCCAGGAAAUCAAGGCCCCGCCCUCACUCUCGCUGAAUCAAUCGCAAGCACACGCCCCCUGCACUUUUGACUUUUGACGGUGUGAAAUAAUUAAUUAUAGAAAUGUAGAUAUUACAUUUAAAGCUCCAAUCUCCUCAGUCCUCCGAAGAUCCCGAAAAAAAUUCUGUUGGUGCUUCAGUGACUACUUCACUCAGAGAACCUGUCAAUCACAGCUGUCAAUCAUGAUGUCACUGCACCGUUUUUAUAGCAUCAAAUAACUAAAAACAAACUUAUUUUGAAAACAAACACUUCAAAUUACAUCAACGUGAUAGAAACGACAGUAAAUGACAGAAACUAUCUUUGGAAAAAAGAUAUGUGAAGUGUAAUUUAAUUGUUUAGUUGGUCUCAUGUCCCAUUGAAUAACAUGGGGAGGCGGGGUUUAUGACCUAUACUAGGACCUGUCACCGGAGGGCGAUCGAGACGUUUUGGCUUCACUUUUGAGGGCUUGUGCGACACACUUGGAUUAGAUCCACUAAGUCAUCGUGUUACAGUCUGCAGCAAGGAGUACUUGGAGAAACCAAGCAAGCAUCGAGUUGCAACAAUAGUUGCUGUAUUUUCCCAUUGUGGGAAACUGCUGCUAUAAAAUUGAAGCUGAUAAUUAAAUGGGGUUGUGUCUAUAUAAGCGUUCUUUUUAGAGUAUGUACUGGAAAUAAUGAAGAACUUACUUCUUACUAUAUCUAUAUAUGGAAGUAGGCAAAUACUUUAAAGUCCUCAAAGUAUUACUGUUUCACAAGUAAAAUAACCAUUGAUAAAAAGCACAAUGUAUAGUUGUUAUGAUUUCUUGGGUAAUGAUUGAACCAGUUAAUGUUAGGUAUUAAUGCCAGACCUCUUUGUAAAAUCUAACAUGUGUAAGGUGAAAAUAAUUGCAUACACUCUUCAACCUGGGAUUCCUUUACUAGUUCAGUUAUUGGAGUAGAAAAUAUGUGUGUCUGUGACAGUGGGAGAGCAAUCUAAAAAAAAAAAAAGUAAUACAUAAAAAAUGCUGUUCACACAAACCAUUUACUUGAAUAGACUUCUUCUAUGAUGACAUAUUGAUAUUUUACUGGGGUUUAAAGUAAAAAAAUGUCAUGUGGUGUCCAGAGACAGUAAAAAAAGUCAAAGUCCCAAUAAAAGCUGAAAUUCCUGAUAAAGGAAAUGUUGGCUUGAAUAGUGUAGAGUAAUCUUUUAUUGUUAUUUCUUAAUAAUUAAGCAGUGAAACAAUUGUUUUAAAAUAUGAUUACUAUAAAAAAAAAUGCUUUUGUCCACCAAAUCAAAUUCACUGGGUGAAACAACAUGUAUUAGUUGUUUACAACAUUUUGUUUAUGUUGACCAUAAAAAAUAUAAAACAGAGCAGACACCUUUUUAAAAAACAUCUGAUAUUUAUUUUGACAUUUUUCUGAAAAGGCAAAUUGUUUCAAGUCAUGUUGUGUAACCUUGAGAAACAUUCUGAUAAAAAAAAAUCAUACAUUAUAUAUUUAUAUAUAUAAAUACCUUGAAAAGUAUAUUUGAAAACUUUUUGUAAAUAAAUUAUGACGUUGUUUAUA